Molecule: messenger RNA, 375 nt
Organism: Hansenula ciferrii
Lineage: Eukaryota; Fungi; Ascomycota; Saccharomycetes; Phaffomycetales; Wickerhamomycetaceae
Product: 60S ribosomal protein eL34
Exons: 1
Coding region: 1-375 (124 amino acids)
Biological process (GO): translation
Cellular component (GO): ribosome
Molecular function (GO): structural constituent of ribosome
Source: RefSeq, a predicted model, not a curated record
AUGGCUCAAAGAGUUACCUACAGAAGAAGAAACCCAUACAACACCCGUUCUAACAAAAUCAAAGUUGUUAAAACUCCAGGUGGUGUUUUACGUGCUCAACACGUUAAAAAAUCAGGUACUAGACCAAAAUGUGGUGAUUGUGGUACUGCUUUACCAGGUAUUUCAGCUUUACGUCCAAGAGAAUAUGCUCAAGUUUCUAAAACUCACAAAACUGUUUCAAGGGCUUAUGGUGGUUCAAGAUGUGCCAACUGUGUUAAAGAAAGAGUUGUUAGAGCUUUCUUAAUUGAAGAACAAAAAAUUGUCAAAAGAGUUUUAAAAGAACAAUCUGAAAAAGAACAAAAAGCUGAAAAGAAAGCUUCAAAAUCUAAGAAAUAA